CCGUUACACGGUUCACUAAUACGUUGGGUGGAAUUUUUCAGCCCAUUGGCGCAUUGAAACCCAUAAUCCCAAACACGGUGCACUUCCAAUUUGUAGCCACAAUCGAGAAGAUGCAACAGAGCGAUUACAGGAUGUACUCGACCUCGUCUUAUCCCAUCGACAAAAGACUCUCGGCUUUGUCCUUAUCGACCAAACAGGAGACUCCCGAAUACGCCAUAAACCGUUUCUCGCAGAAAUACGACUCCUACCAGGAGUUUCUCUACAGGAACAACCAGCAGAGGCGUCGGCUCUCGUCCACAGGGGAAGGAAGUGGCGACUCGAGCACGACUACCUCCGGAAGUAGUUACGGGGAACGAGAGGAUGGCAGCGAAGGGAGGGCCGAAAGCGACGAAACCGAAGAACGGGAAGAAAGGAAACCGCUAGAGGGUCAGAUUACGGACUAUGAGAGGCAGCAAGUGGAGACCUUCUUCAAAGGGCUGAAGACGCAGGUGUACGUUUGCGGCUCUUUGGCCAACCUGUACUUCAAAACCACCUCCGACAAAGACUGGCAACUCGUCUACACCGGCAUCCCCGUCGUGGUGCUCGACAUCGGGGAGUCCCGGGCCCGGGACAAGCGCCGCAUCCAGAUCGCCCUGGCAGAGCGGGGCACCUGCUUCAUGCUCUGGAGCGACACCAUCGACAACCUGUCCGCGUACCGGGUCGCAGGCAACGCUUUCCACACCAUGUGCUGCUCCUCCGACCACACCAAGCACAUCGGCUUCAGCUUCGACACGGCCCAGGCCGCCGACGAGAUGUGGUCGCACAUCGAGCGAUUGGUUUCCGAUCCGGAAAACAUAUCGCUUUCCACGCCAGGGAAAAAGAAGAAGAAGAAAGAGCGGAAAGUGCCAAAGCCUGCGCCUCUUCCUCCCAAAAGCCAUAUCUCGCAGCCGUGCUGCUUUCAGCAUAUCACGUCGGUCGACAGGGAUGACACGAAUAGGUAUUACUCGCUGAAGGAGUUCGUGCCCAGCGGACACCCAGCGAGGAUAAUUCACGCGCUUGAUGACUGAUUCUGUGUGGACGAGUUUAUGUAACCAGUGUUGCUUGUGUCUAGAUUAGGUUGUUAUCAAAGCUAGUUUGGUAAUUCUAUUAUUGUAGAAGCUGAGAUAGAGGAUGUAUUUUAAAUUAAUCUGUGAUACCGUUUCAACAUUUAUUUUAUAUUACUUAAGUGUUUUCCUUUGUUAGUAAUAAAGGACUUACUGUAAGUGUAGUUAAGCUGAGAAUAAAUAUGUUUCAAUUUGA
This is a messenger RNA of Tribolium castaneum (red flour beetle), 1278 nucleotides long. RefSeq names its product Misexpression suppressor of ras 3 (gene MESR3). The transcript has 4 exons. Lineage: Eukaryota; Metazoa; Arthropoda; Insecta; Coleoptera; Tenebrionidae. Gene Ontology annotation, biological process: regulation of transcription by RNA polymerase II. Gene Ontology annotation, cellular component: nucleus. The record is from RefSeq and is a predicted model, not a curated record. Gene Ontology annotation, molecular function: RNA polymerase II cis-regulatory region sequence-specific DNA binding; DNA-binding transcription factor activity, RNA polymerase II-specific. The coding region runs from base 111 to 1046 and encodes 311 amino acids.